CUUCUUCCUCUUUUCCUUUACAGUCACCAUGUCUUUUGUCACUGAAAUUACUGCACCUGACGGCUACAAGGUGAAAGUGAACACUGGUUUGUUCAUCAACAACGAGUUCGUUGCUGGCGCGAACACAAUCGAUACCAUCAACCCUGCUACCGGCAAAGUACUUACUUCGGUCCAAGCUGCCGACGCUGAGCGCGUCGAUAUGGCUGUUGAAGCAGCCCACAAGGCUUUCUAUGGUGGAUGGAAGACCAGCAGUCCAAGAGAACGAGCACGCUUGAUGCUUAAGCUUGCAGAGCUGGUGGAACGCGAUAUUGAAGACCUUGCACAUCUGGAGACCUUGGAUAACGGAAAGCCGCUUUCAAACUCCAGAGGAGGUGACGUACCUGGCGUAGCCAAACAACUUCGCUACUUUGCUGGCUUCUGCGAUAAGCUCCACGGCAAGGUCAUUGAAACGGAAGGCAAGCUAUCAUAUACCGUUCAUGAACCCAUCGGCGUCUGUGGUGGUAUUAUUCCGUGGAAUGGACCGAUGCUCAUGCUUGCAUGGAAGAUUGCCCCUGCCCUUUGCACAGCCAACACAGUUGUUAUCAAAACGUCCGAACUGACUCCACUAUCUGCAUUAAAAAUCGCUGAACUGAUCAAGGAGGCUGGUUUCCCUCCUGGUGUCGUCAACAUUAUCACUGGUUAUGGCCCUAUUGCCGGUGAGGCCCUCUCACGUCAUAUGAAGGUUUCAAAGCUUGCAUUUACUGGCUCAAUUGCUACCGGCCGUGCUAUCAUGAAGGCUGCUGCAGAAACCAACUUGAAGAAGGUCACGCUCGAGCUCGGUGGCAAGUCGCCCAACAUCAUUUUUGACGACGUCGAGAACUUGGAUGAGGUCGUUUUUUGGUCGAGGUUGGGUGUGUAUGCAAAUGCUGGUCAAGUUUGCUGCGCCGGUACUCGUAUAUACGUACAAGAAGGCAUCUAUGACAAGUUUAUUGAAAAGUUCAAGGCGCUGGCAUUAUCCGGCAAAGUUGGUGACCCAUUUGAUCCCGAGACUUUUCAAGGACCACAGAUCUCCGAGGCACAGUUCAACCGAAUUAUGGGCUAUAUCGAUAUCGGUAAAAAGGAAGGUGCUACUUGCUACCUUGGUGGUAAGCGUGUAGGCGAUGCUGGAUACUUUAUUGAGCCCACCAUCUUCACAGAUGUCAGCCCCCAGGCAAGAAUCAUGAAGGAAGAGAUUUUUGGACCUGUUGUAGCCAUUUCCAAGUUCAAGAAUGCCGACGAUGUGAUUGCACAGGCUAAUGAUACCACAUAUGGCCUUGCUGCCUCCGUGUUCACCUCGAACAUUACACGAGCAGUAACUGUUUCAAACGCUCUUGAAGCUGGUUCAGUUUGGGUCAACUGCUAUAAUCUUAUCACAGAGAACAGUCCGUUCGGUGGAUACAAGCAGUCAGGUAUCGGCCGAGAGAACUCUGAGUACGCUCUGGCCAACUAUACUCAAAUCAAGGCUAUUAAGAUUAAUAUUGGAAAUCCUUUGUAAAAAAAAGAAGACAAUAUAUGUAGCCAGUUUGUUUUCGCAAUAAGCAAAGCAGCAAAGAAUCCACAAUGAAUAUCAUUUUUGAACUUAGAAUAAUGCUGUAGUCCUUGGUCACAUAAUUGUACAACUUGUUCAGCAAAUCGUAUGCUGAAAUAUGUAAAAUAGUACACACUUG
Molecule: messenger RNA, 1685 nt
Organism: Zychaea mexicana
Lineage: Eukaryota; Fungi; Mucoromycota; Mucoromycetes; Mucorales; Lichtheimiaceae
Product: aldehyde dehydrogenase domain-containing protein
Exons: 10
Coding region: 29-1513 (494 amino acids)
Molecular function (GO): aldehyde dehydrogenase (NAD+) activity
Source: RefSeq, a predicted model, not a curated record